AAGCGAGCUGGUACUCACUAGUCAUCUCUAGGCUUGAAGCCUCAUUGUCAGCACCCUUUGUAUUGUUACAUGAAAGUAGCGCGUUUAGCCCUGCUGAGGGUAGCCUUUUGUCUUUUCAAUGGCAGUGCCCGUGUGAGUUCGUUGCAGUCGAAGACUCCGAGUACGUAUUGUCCGUUGUCAAGGCCAGCGCUCAAAACGUCCUCGCGUCGUGACGUAUUCCACCAAACGUCUGCCGCUUUUUUCAGUCUUGGCGUCACAAUACCAAUGGCGACCACAACCGCAUCCGCGGAGCAAGUACAACAAGAGUUCCCUACUUCAGCUGGUCGCCGUGGAUGUUCGACCGUAUCGGAUCCGGGCAAGACGGUAGUGACUUGCACGGGCGAGCUGCUGGCCAACAAUAAGGAGAAUAGAUUGUCCAGUAUCCCUGCUACUCAGAAUGGUGUUUCCACGUCAGCCGUCAAGAAUCCUUCCCGAUUCUCGCCACCCUGGUCAUACCUUACGGAAACGUCUGACGGAGCCAAGGCAUGGCAAUCGUUGCAGACUGCCGUACUUCAGGUCGAUUCCAACGUAAAAGUGCUUAACGUCACCGACACGUAUCUACACGCGACUGUCCCGACGGCGCAACCGCCAGGAUUGUCUGGAGAAGCGGGCUUGGACGACUUGGAAUUCGUUUUGCGGCCCGAGGAUAAGGUUAUCCUGUACCGGUCAGCCUCGCGGACGGCCAUUUUUGUCUAUCCGCUUACCCAGCCCGUUUCGGACGGCAAUACCAAUCUUAAACGACUCCAAAAGAUUCGAAACAUACUGGGAUGGGACGAAAUGGGCUACGCUCAGACCGGAUCGAAUCGAUUGUGA
Phaeodactylum tricornutum CCAP 1055/1 is the source of this 852-nucleotide messenger RNA. RefSeq lists its product with no specific name. The record is from RefSeq and is a predicted model, not a curated record. The transcript has a single exon. Lineage: Eukaryota; Bacillariophyta; Bacillariophyceae; Surirellales; Neidiaceae. The coding region runs from base 70 to 852 and encodes 260 amino acids.